UGAGCCAAUUACGUUUUAGCUCUAUAUAAGUCUUCAUGAGAGGAGCACCAUAGAAGCACAACUCCAGGCUCCAGCUGCUAUGUAUACCCUUAUUGUUUUGUUAUCAACAUUAAUUAGCUCCAACUUCUUGCUACUAAAUAAAACAUUCGAGCUGAUGAAGGUUGAGGUUGAAGUGAUCUCCAAUGAGAAUAUCAAACCAUCUUCUCCAACUCCUGGCCACCUUCGCCAUUACCAAUUUUCCUUUCUUGAUCAAAUGGCUCCCCAAGUCUACAACCCGCUGCUCCUCUUCUAUGAAUACAAUGCCAAUAUACAUCCCAACAUCACUGAAAUAUCCAACCACCUUAAGAACUCCUUAUCCGAGGCCCUAUCGCUAUUCUACCCGCUAGCCGGUCGAAUCAAAGACAACCGCUUCAUACAUUGCAAUGACGAGGGCAUCCCCUACGUCGAAGCUCGAGUGCUGAAUUGCACUCUCUCUGAUGUUCUCAGCAACCCCAACCCUGGUGAACUUAACAAGUUCAUGCCAUUUGAACUUGAUGAUAUUACCAAUCCAUUACCCUUUGGGGUCCAGCUCAACAUAUUUCGGUGUGGAGGGUUUGCUAUUGGCCAAUGCAUUUCUCACAAGAUUGCUGAUGGGUUGUCCUAUUUCACGUUCAGCAAAAUUUGGGCAGCCAUCGCCCGUGGGGAACAAGCCAACAUAGACCCUCCACAAUUUGUGUCAGCCACACUCUUCCCACCAAAGGAGUUAAAUACUGGAUUCGAUGGAGGCGUUGGAAUCACAAAAGAUAGAGUGACAAAGAGGUUCGUGUUCAAUGCCUCUAAAAUAGAGACCCUCCAAGCAAAAUAUGAAAAAGAUAUGAAAAGCCUCCAACUAAAACACCCCACGCGUGUUGAGACCUUAUCCGCUUUCAUAUGGAGUCGAUAUGUGGCGGCCACAAAGGAUUGUACCGUGAAUAAGUUGUACAUGGUGAUCCAUGCAGUGAACCUACGUCCGCGGUUUAGUCCACCAUUGCCUCAACAUUCUUUUGGAAAUCUUUUUCGUUUUUCCAUGACAUCACCAUUGCGAAUCAGUUAUGGCGGGCAGGAAGAAUGUGAUGGGGUGGUGAUUGGGGAGGUGCGAGAAGCGAUAAGCAAGAUUGACAAUGAGUACGUGAAGCAAUUACAAAGGCAGGGUGAGAAGCACUUGGGUUUGAUGAAGAAAGCUGCUGAUAAUUUCAAGAGAGGAGACAUGGUUGCGGUACUUAGCUUCAGUAGCUAUUGUAGGUUUCCUCUCUAUGAAAAUGACUUUGGUUGGGGUAAACCUGCGUGGGUGGGAUCACCGGCACUGACCUACAAGAACCUAGUGCUUUUCAUGGACACCAAGGAGGGUGAUGGAAUAGAGGCAUAUGUUAGCUUGGAGGAGAGAGUCAUGGCCAAAUUUGAAUGUGAUAGCGAGUUGCUCUCUUAUGUUUCUCCAGCCGGUCGGGUCCUGCUGAGCUGUGGAAAUUAAUUUCACUAUGUAUGUGUUAUGUGUCACAAAUAAUGUUACCCUCACACAACUGUUUCCCCUCUAUCCUCCCAUCCUUUGUGUCUCACACAAUUGUUCUCCUCUAUCCUCCACUUCCACCGUUAAUACUCCUGUUAGAUGCUUGCUUUCGAAUGAGAAGCCUUAUUUGACCACUAUGUUUGCUACCCGCCUUGAGAGCGAGUCGUCAUUCAGUUAGAGGAAGGUAUGCAAAAUCACUUUGGUUGUUUGGGUCUAUACCGCUUCUUUCUACGGUUCUGAUGGUGUUUUGUCUACUUGUUUUGUUAGUAUCAAAAUUCUUCGUUUGUUGGUCCUCGGGUGGUUGACAUGGUUGCUGGUGUUGUUUGUUCGUUUUGUUGGCUGAGUGUUUUUGAAGCAAUUUUAUGUAUUGUUUGUGGAUUUUGAUGUUGUGAAGUUAGUGAUUUGGUUUGUUUUUCAUCUGGGGCUACUUUGUAUCUUUGUUUUUGGGGCAUUUGUUUCUUGUUGGCACCGAUGACGAAUCAGCCGGCCUGACCAAUGGAAUGGUGAGGUGUUUGGUAGUUGUGGCAGUGACGACUUCCGCCAACAAAAUGAGUCUAAUUCAGUCAUCAUGUGCUUUGCUUGGGCUUCUAUGUCCUCUUAGCCUGCUUUCAGCUUGUUUUUAUGUUUAUCUCUUGUAUUGUCUUCUUCUGUCAAUAAAGUUUAUGUUCGACAGAAUAAAAAAUUAAUCUCUUCUA
Messenger RNA from Malus domestica (apple), 2217 nucleotides. RefSeq names its product stemmadenine O-acetyltransferase-like. The record is from RefSeq and is a predicted model, not a curated record. Lineage: Eukaryota; Viridiplantae; Streptophyta; Magnoliopsida; Rosales; Rosaceae.